Messenger RNA from Misgurnus anguillicaudatus (oriental weatherfish), 2469 nucleotides. The record is from RefSeq and is a predicted model, not a curated record. NCBI's taxonomy places the organism in Eukaryota, Metazoa, Chordata, Actinopteri, Cypriniformes, Cobitidae.
AAUAUCAAAAGUUGCAAUUCUAGGCUGCAUACGUCAUUAAGACGCUUGCGAUUGUAAUGUUCAUUUAACUUAAAGCAGGCUUGAUAACGUAUGCAGCCUGCAUAUGCGACCUUCGCAGGCUGCAGCCUUCGGAUUCAGAAACGGCUGUUGCAAUUUGCUGAUUCAACACUAUACCUGUUGAGAGAGAAAGAUAGAGUUACUUUUUAUUAACUAAAAGAUAUUGACCGCAUUUCUCUUCUAUGUAAAGUAUUUUUGGAAGAAAUGUUUUUUAAUAUAUGUUAAAAAGGCAUUACAGGGAUCUGUUAUGUCUCAUCAUAAGUUUUGGAUGUACAUAUCUAUGUCUUUUGAUUUAAAGUGCGCCAUCCAUUUUAUAUUCACUCUCAGCUGUCCUUGUUGUCUGCCAGUAUGGUGGCGUAAACAGAAUUGGUCACGUGACGUACAGACCUCUAGGCCUAGAUACUUUUCAAUUAAUUUUAAGCUGACUGUACUGAACAUGUGAUUUUUAUCCCAGAACCUUUUAAAAUGUUCAUAAUAUUGUGUAUUUGUAUAUUUAUUCCUCAUUUCAGCAGUAACACACGAUUUCAGCAAGCAGCUAGGUUAAUUGAAAUGGCAAAUAAUUUGCUGCUAAACCCUCCAUCUACAUCACUGACUCAAGCACCAUCUACAACACUACCACUGACUUCCACCCCUGCAACAACCACCAGAAAUUCAUCAUCAUCUUCCAUAUCCUCCUCUUCAACCCUUUGUUCACCCUCACUUCUCAGCCCCUCUUCCGUGCAUACUGUAUCAGGUCUCCAGCCAGCGUCUGCACAAACUGGAACACCUCUAAAUUUUCGCACUGGGCCAGCCCUUAGUAGACUAUUCCAGCCGUAUGUGAAUAUAAGAUCGUCAAGAGCUCGUCACAGGUUAGGCCCUACUGCAUGGGAGCAUGAUUUUUAUUGCAUGGCUAAUCCUUCAUGCAAUACUAUACCCACACCAGAAGAAAACAACAUUUUAAAAUUAAGUGGGCUUGGAAAGAAGAGAGUUCGAUUCGAGGAUAUGAAUGGAUCCUUUGCUGAUUUUACCCGAAAAAUUGUGGAAAUGUUCCCUGCCAUACAAAUGGCAGGUGCAUUUAAAGUCAUGCGUUCAGCGAGGGGUCGUCAAUUGGUUGACAUACCAAUGCCACCAGAAGGUUACAGUAUCCCGUAUCUAAGAAUGGAGAGUGGCCUCAACAAAGCAGUUGCAUAUAUUGUACCAAUUCAAAACAGCAUUCCUGUUGUACGUCAGGAAGAUAUUGCUGAGAAUGUUGUAAUGGAAAGGUGCAAUACUUGUCUCUGUGAGGUGCCUCUGCAUAGGCUCGAAGAGCAUGUUCAUUUAUGCACCGACAGGUCAUCUGCACAAGGGGAAGCUAAUGAAGGGACAAGAAAAAAUUAUCCAUGUCCAGCUUUUAAAUUUCGUGUGGCUUUGUUGCUUGACCACAAUAUGGUGACAUUAAAUAGCAAAUUUGCCACAAAAAUGAAAAAGAUUGACGUUCCUUGCGACAUGCCUGAGGCAGACCUCAAAGAUCUGCUCUGGAAGACUUUUCCUGAACUGAAUUAUAAAGACUUUAGCAUCUGUAGAGUUGACCGAUUCAGACGUGUGUCGGCUCUUACUUUAAAUACUUUAUCUCCAGUGGCCAUUCGUAAAGAUCUGGACCGGUCAGCUCUUUACCUACGGCCAAAGGAGCCACUGGAAUUGUCUAAGGACAGUGUCUCUUCAGAUACACCUGUAGGUAACAUUGCAUCUGGGGGGUCUAAAGUGGAAAAUGUGCAGUUGGAUUCUGAGGAGGAGGAGGAAGACAUGUUACCUGUUGAUGACAUUUCAUCUGAGGGGUCUGAAGAAGUAGAAAGUGUGCUGGUGAAUUUUGAGGAAAAUGAAGACAUUAUAUUUGUCAUCGAUGAAAGGGAUGAAUUGAUGCAAGACCAUCAUGCUGAUGGUAAUGAUGGUGAUGUAAACGUCGUCAAUGAAAGGGAUGAAUUGACGCAAGACCAUCAUGCUGAUGGUAAUGAUGGUGAUAUAAUGGUCAUCGAUGAAAGGGAUGAAUUGAUGCAAGACCAUCAUGCUGAUGGUAAUGAUGUCAAUGCAGUUUUUACAUUUCCGUUUGUCUGUGUUCAUGUAAAGGUCGUCAAUGAAAGGGAUGAAUUGACGCAAGACCAUCAUGCUGAUGGUAAUGAUGGUGAUAUAAUGGUCAUCGAUGAAAGGGAUGAAUUGAUGCAAGACCAUCAUGCUGAUGGUAAUGAUGGUGAUGUAAACGUCAACAAUGAAAGGGAUGGAUUAUUACAAAGCCAUCAUGUUUGUGCAGAAAUGGAGAGUUUAGAGGAAAGGCGGAGACUCAUUCAAGAGCAAGAUUCAGCUUAUGAAGAAUCGUUAAUCAUGGACCAACAGAGGAUGGAAAAUGAGAGAAGAAGGGAAAGACUAGAGGAGAGACGAUUACUGGCAAGUCAUCAAUGA